AUGGUGCUUCUGAGAUCCCUCUGCCGAACCGCUACGGCGGCCUCCGUCGCUGCGCUCCGAUCGUCGAGAUCCGUCGUUUCUAAUCAGCUAUUGCGCAAUCGUUUCCUCUCGACGCGAGGAUUCUUCGCUGUUUCUUCAUUUCCUUCCAAUCGAACUCCUUAUGAUCGCCAGUAUCUUCGUGCGAUGGAUAUUGGACAAGUGCGCAACUUUAGCGAAGAUGUGUCUCACAUGCCCGAAAUCAAAGACAGUGAUAUUGUAAAUGCUUUCAAGAACUUAAUGGCUGCGGAUUGGGCAGAGCUACCUUCUUCUGCUGUUCACGAUGCCAAAACCGCAAUAUCGAAAAACACAGAUGACAAGUCAGGGCAAGAGGCCUUAACGAAUGUGUUCCGAGCAGCUGAAGCUGUUGAAGAAUUCGGUGGAAUUCUCACUUCCCUUAAGAUGGAAAUCGAUGAUAGCAUUGGAAUGAGUGGCGAGAAUGUGAAGACCUUACCAGAAGAUAUAACCGAUGCGCUUCGUGCUGCUUAUCAGAGGUAUGCUGAAUACUUAGAUGCCUUUGGACCUGAAGAAGUUUACUUGAAGAAGAAAGUCGAGAUGGAGUUGGGAACAAAGAUGAUCCACUUGAAGAUGAGAUGCAGUGGGCUUGGUUCAGAAUGGGGAAAGGUUACUGUUCUUGGAACCUCAGGACUCUCAGGGUCUUACGUGGAGCAAAGGGCAUAA
Molecule: messenger RNA, 717 nt
Organism: Thlaspi arvense
Lineage: Eukaryota; Viridiplantae; Streptophyta; Magnoliopsida; Brassicales; Brassicaceae
Source: the annotation of a GenBank genome assembly